AUGCGGCGCGGCCUCUUCAUCUUCCUCCUCAUAAACACACUCAUCAUCCUCUUCCUCGUCCGGAGCGUCUUUACCCUCCUCACCCUCCUCGUCGAGGAUGCCACCGACGAUGCUAUCCAAAACGUCGAGCUACCCGGCGUCAACUCCAGCACCAUCAGCUACCGCCCGCAAUUGAUCCCAAAGAUCAUCCACCAGACCUACAAGAACGAAAGCAUACCUCAGAUAUGGGUCGGCCCUCGAAAUGGCUGCAUAGAAAUGCACCCUGACUACGAGUAUAUGCUAUGGACGGACGACAAGUCCAGGGACUUCAUCUCCGAACACUACCCUUGGUUUCUCACGACUUUCGACGGCUACCCAUUUCCCAUCCAACGAGCCGAUGCGAUUCGUUACUUCAUCCUCGCCCAUUAUGGUGGCACAUAUAUCGACCUUGAUGAUGGUUGUAAUCGACGCCUUGACCCGCUGCUCUCUUAUCCAGCCUGGGUACGCCGUACCGCCCCUACAGGCAUCUCCAACGACGCCAUGGGCUCUGUACCCAACCACCCAUUCUUCUUGCGUGUCAUUAAAUCGCUGCAGGCAUAUGACCGCGCCUGGGUCCUCCCUUACAUCACGGUCAUGUACUCGACUGGACCGCUCUUCCUCUCCGUCAUUUGGAAGGAAUACAAGAACACCGACCCCGAUGGUGUAAACCGCGUGCGUGUCCUGCUCCAGGAUGCAUAUAAUCGUCACUCCUGGAGUUUCUUCACCCAUCACCCGGGCAGCAGCUGGCAUGGCGAGGAUGCACAGUUGAUUUUCUGGAUGGGCGGACACUGGAUGCUUAUUACCUUCUCCGGUUUCUUGGCCGCAGGUAUCAUCGGUCUAGCCCUUUGGCGAAUAUAUCGCCGCGCGCUAUCCAUAGGCUCCAAGCACGUCCGCUAUACACCUCUUGCAUCAGGCACCUCAUCACCUCGCCGAUCCAUCUCGCCCUCCCGCCGAAAGAUGCGCAUUCUCCCACUCUUCUUCCAACGGUCGCAUGUUAAGAAGGAAGACGAAGAGAUUGCGCCAGACUCUCUGUACGAAUUGAGUAAUCGACAGUCAUAG
Molecule: messenger RNA, 1077 nt
Organism: Arthroderma uncinatum
Lineage: Eukaryota; Fungi; Ascomycota; Eurotiomycetes; Onygenales; Arthrodermataceae
Product: mannosyl phosphorylinositol ceramide synthase SUR1
Exons: 4
Coding region: 1-1077 (358 amino acids)
Biological process (GO): mannosyl-inositol phosphorylceramide biosynthetic process
Molecular function (GO): mannosyltransferase activity
Source: RefSeq, a predicted model, not a curated record